Molecule: messenger RNA, 1065 nt
Organism: Dreissena polymorpha
Lineage: Eukaryota; Metazoa; Mollusca; Bivalvia; Myida; Dreissenidae
Exons: 5
Coding region: 46-420 (124 amino acids)
Biological process (GO): tRNA methylation; peptidyl-glutamine methylation; rRNA (guanine-N7)-methylation
Molecular function (GO): protein heterodimerization activity
Source: RefSeq, a predicted model, not a curated record
ACAAACAAGCAUUUUCAACAUAUUUUCUGUUAUUAAUUAGUUACAAUGAAGCUGAUUACGCACAAUAUGUUGACAUCAAACAUAAUUAAAGGAGUUAAAAAUGGAUUUCCUCUUAAAAUCAUAGCAUCAAAAGUUGAAGAAAAGGAGGUAGACUUCAAUCCAGAAUUCACAGCACGGAUGAUACCCAAGAUUGACUGGCAGGCUCUAAGACAAGCUGCAGCUGAUUUGGGCAAACCAAACUCCCUGCCAGAGGCAGUGGCUGACCAGUAUGAAGAGAAUGUGGAUUUCUUGAAGCAGACCCACCAUGUGUUGAUGGAGCUGGAAGUUAUUGAGGGAGAGCUGGUGUGUCCAGAGUCUGGUAGAAAGUUUCCAGUCAGCAAUGGCAUUCCAAACAUGCUUUUAAAAGAGGACGAAGUGUGAAACAGUGAUGUGGAAGUGCAGUAUACAAGUUGUGAAAUAUGGAUGGCGAUCCAAAUACAAUGAUGUCAUGUUCUGAGAAAACUGGUCAUAAUUCAUGUGCGUAAAGUGUCGUCCCAGAUUAGCCUGUAAAGUCCGCACAGGCUAAUCAGGGACGACACUUUCUGCUGAAACUUGAUUUUCAGUAAAAAAAAAAGGGACUUCCUUUAAAUGAAAAAUACCUUUACAGCGGAAAGUGUCGUCCUUGAUUAGCCUGUGCGGACUGCACAAGCUAAUCUGGGACCGCACUUUACGCACAUGAAUGAUGCCCAGUUUUCUCAGAACAUGACACAACGUGUGAGACUAGUUACUUCUUGGAAACUAAACUAGCUCUGUUGUUCAUUGUUUCGUCUUCAUAUUUUAAGAAGGUGUUCAUUGUAGUAAAUGUUAUGAUAUGACUGUCAGUGAGAAUUAAUUAUUGUAAUUUGAAGAAAUAAAGUAACAUGUAAUUUUAUGUUUUACAACAAAAAAUCAUUUAACUAGAGCUGUUACUUUCAUAUGACAUUUGGCCCUGUCUCAUAAUAAUUAUUGUGAGCAGGAGUAAUUGUUUGUUUUCUAAUGUGUUAUUAUGGGUGUGUAUUAAAAUUGUGAAUAUAAAAUGAAACUGUC